Eptesicus fuscus (big brown bat) is the source of this 2049-nucleotide messenger RNA. RefSeq names its product zinc finger protein 764-like. The record is from RefSeq and is a predicted model, not a curated record. Lineage: Eukaryota; Metazoa; Chordata; Mammalia; Chiroptera; Vespertilionidae. Gene Ontology annotation, cellular component: nucleus. Gene Ontology annotation, molecular function: DNA-binding transcription factor activity, RNA polymerase II-specific; RNA polymerase II cis-regulatory region sequence-specific DNA binding. Bases 308 to 1531 code for a protein of 407 amino acids. The transcript has 3 exons. Gene Ontology annotation, biological process: central nervous system development; regulation of transcription by RNA polymerase II.
CGUGGCGGCGGGUUGGCCCAGGCGUGGCGGGCGCCGCUCCCGCCGGGGAAGCCGGUGCGGCCAUCUUGGUUGAGGGCUGGCGACUAAGCCCCCCGCCCCCCGGAGACCCCGGGGUGGCGUCAUCUGGGCCAAGCUACGUAGGAGCCAAGUUCGUGAGGCCGCGUGGCCGCCAUUUCUUAGGAAGGCGCCCGGUUCUCUGCACCUUCAGCCGCCGCGGGGUCCCCGCAGGGCCGCCCGGGCAGGCGGCCGGGAGCGCGUGCGGCCCGCGGACGGGGCGGCGCCGGCUGUCCCAGCGCCGGCGCUUCUCAUGGCGCCGCCUCCGGCCUCGCUCCCCGCGCAGGAACCCGAGGCGGCCGCGCGCGCGGGGAGGAGCCCCCAGCUCGUGAGCUUCGCGGACGUGGCCGUGUACUUCUCCCCGGAGGAGUGGGGGUGCCUGCGGCCCGCGCAGAGGGCCCUGUACCGGGACGUGAUGCGGGAGAACUACGGCCACCUGGGCGCGCUCGGGUUCCGCGGCACCAAGCCGGCCCUCAUCGCCUGGGUGGAGGAAGAGGCUGAGCUGUGGGGGCCAGAUGCCCGAGAUCCGGAGCUGGGAGCGUGUCUGACGGAAGAGGACGCGGAUUCCAGAAACAAGGAAGAGAAAGGACUACGAGAAGGCACCGGGGCCCUGGAGAAGAUCCUUCCUAUGGACGCUCAGUCUCUGGGGCGGAAGGCUCUCAAACCCCCUUCUGCUGGUCUCCCUUACAGUUUGGAGCAGCUAUCCAAGGUGCCUCACCGGGGUCGCCCCCCACUCUUUGCCCAUCCCCCUGUCCCAAGGGCAGACCAUCGUCAUGGUUGCUACCUGUGUGGGAAGAGCUUUGCCUGGCAUUCCACUCUGGUGGAGCACCUGUACACCCACACGGGGGAGAAGCCCUUCUCUUGCCCCGACUGUGGCAAGAGCUUUGGCCAGUCCUCCUCCCUGAGAAAGCACCUCGCCAUCCACCGCGGGGAGCGGCCCCACCGCUGCCCGGACUGUGGCCGGGCCUUCACGCAGCGCUCUGCCCUCACCACCCACCUGCGGGUCCACACGGGGGAGAAGCCCUACCGCUGUGCUGACUGCGGCCACCGCUUCAGCCAGAGCUCUGCCCUCUACCAGCAUCAGCGGAUCCAUAGUGGCGAGACCCCCUUCCCUUGCCCAGACUGUGGCCGUGCUUUUGCCCAUGCCUCAGACCUUCGGCGCCACGUGCGCACCCACACAGGCGAGAAGCCCUACCCGUGCCCGGACUGUGGGCGCUGCUUCCGGCAGAGCUCCGAAAUGGCAGCCCACCGGCGAACCCACAGCGGGGAGCGCCCCUACCCCUGUCCUCAGUGCGGCAGGUGCUUUGGCCAGAAGUCGGCCAUGGCGAAGCACCAGUGGGUCCAUAGGCCUGGUGCCGGGAGACACAAGGGCCAGGGUGCCAGUGGGUUGCCUGUGCCCCUGACCCCUGGCCCUGGGGACCUGGACCCACCUGUGAGCUUCCAGCACUACCCAGAGAUAUUCCAGGAGUGUGGGUGAUGGCCUCAAAAAUGAGAAGACAAAGAGUGAAGAGCUAAACAUUUCCUGAGGCCCAAGCUGGGAUCAGUACUGAACCUCUGGGGGCUCCAGGGAGGUCGUAGAAUGCCUUGUAAGAGCUGGACCUGGGGGACGAGGCCCAUCAUAUUUUAGGCCUCUCCAGCUUGACAGGGGAACACCUCCGUCUCUGCUGGCCUAGACUCUAGAAGCCCCUUUGCUGAGUUAGGACUGAGGUAAGACCCCCGGUGACCUCCGCUGUGGGAAGAAAAGGCCGUUUCUCAGAUGUGUUAAGAGGACUGAGGUGGAAGAGAACCUUGUUUACCCGUUUGCCUUUUCACUGCAUCAUGGUGGUGGGCACACCCACCCUAGACCCAACCAGGAGGGCCUCAUUCACUGCACUGAAUCUGGCCUGCAGCUCUUUUAUUUUUUGGUCUAGUCAGAAUUUUAUUUUUAUUUUUUUGUAAUUAGCCAGUUCUUAUUUAUUUUAUUUUUUUAAUUUAAUAAAUUUUUAUUGUUCAGAU